Messenger RNA from Aspergillus niger, 1356 nucleotides. RefSeq lists its product as uncharacterized. Gene Ontology annotation, cellular component: cytoplasm; microtubule. The transcript has 7 exons. Gene Ontology annotation, molecular function: structural constituent of cytoskeleton; GTP binding. Lineage: Eukaryota; Fungi; Ascomycota; Eurotiomycetes; Eurotiales; Aspergillaceae. The record is from RefSeq and is a predicted model, not a curated record. Bases 1 to 1356 code for a protein of 451 amino acids. Gene Ontology annotation, biological process: mitotic cell cycle; microtubule cytoskeleton organization.
AUGCGAGGCGAAGUCUGCCACAUCCACAUCGGCCAGGCUGGUAUCCAGCUUGGUAACAGUGCUUGGGAGCUGUACCUCCUUGAACACGGUCUCAAGGCAGAUGGCCAGCUCAAUCCUGAGGCUGACGACGCAAUCAAUUCUGGCGGUUCGUUCGAAACCUUCUUCACCGAAACGCACAGCGGCAAAUAUGUCCCUCGCUCUAUCUUCGUGGAUCUUGAUCCUUCGCCCGUCGAUGAGAUCCGCACCGGCCAGUACCGUCAACUCUUCCACCCUGAAACGUUGAUUAGCGGAAAGGAAGACGCCGCCAACAACUAUGCCCGUGGACAUUACACCAUCGGUAAGGAGCUUGUCGAAGCAGUUGCCGACCGCAUUCGUCGUGUCUCCGAUAACUGCAACUCCCUGCAGGGAUUCUUGGUUUUCCACUCCUUCGGCGGUGGUACCGGCUCCGGAUUUGGUGCCUUGCUGCUCGAGCGUCUUUCCACCGAUUAUGGAAAGAAGUCGAAGCUCGAGUUUGCGGUGUACCCUUCCCCUCGUGUGUCGACCGCCGUCGUUGAGCCAUACAACGCUGUUCUCUCUACCCACAGCACGAUUGAGAAUGCUGACUGCACCUUCUUGGUGGACAAUGAGGCGGUUUACGACAUCUGUCGCCGCAACUUGGACAUCCCACGUCCCGGCUAUGAGCACCUCAACCGCCUGAUCGCACAGGUCGUCAGCUCCAUCACCUCCAGUCUCAGAUUCGAUGGUGCCCUCAAUGUCGACUUGACUGAGUUCCAGACCAACUUGGUACCAUUCCCUCGUAUUCACUAUCCGUUGAUCUCGUAUGCACCUGUGGUCUCGAGCAGCCGCAGCUCCCACGAGAGCUUUAAGGUGCAGGAUCUCACCUUCCAGUGUUUCGAGCCGAACAAUCAGAUGGUGGUCUGUGAUCCUCGCAAGGGCAAGUAUAUGGCAGUGGCUCUGCUGUACCGCGGUGACGUGGUACCCCGUGACUGCACCCAGGCCAUCGCCUCCCUCAAGGCCAAGGCCUCGUUCAAUCUCGUUGAAUGGUGCCCCACCGGCUUCAAGUUGGGUAUCAAUUACCAGAAGCCCGUUCGGGUUCCCGACACUGAGCUGGCUCCGGUCGACCGCUCCGUCAGCAUGCUCUCAAACACGACCUCCAUUGCUGAAGCAUGGGGCCGUCUUGACCACAAAUUCGACCUCAUGUACUCGAAGCGCGCCUUCGUUCACUGGUACGUGGGUGAGGGUAUGGAGGAAGGCGAGUUCUCCGAAGCUCGUGAGGACCUGGCUGCGCUGGAGAAGGACUAUGAAGAAGUUGCCAAUGACAGUCUGGAGCCGGAGGGUGAGGAGGGUGAGUACUGA